AGAAGCACGAGCGCCACUGUAGAUCAACAGAAUGUGUGAAAGCUUGUGCAAAUGCAACGUUCUGUUUAAACUCUGGACUAUUUGCAGACUCUUCUGAAUAAGCUUGUGAUGCAUUGAUCAGUCCUCAUCAUGUCACAAACCACAAUUGAAAUCCCUGGACGUGGUUUUCCAGGUUUACCUGUUGAAUUAGAGGACGACUGUCUCACAAGAGUGCCAAUGCUGCGGACUCCCUCUCUGAGCGCGAGGAGAAACUCAUACGUGCUUCAUAAACUCAGUGUGGAUAUUGCCCCACAAAUAUACAACGAGACACUCUCCAAGGCGCUUUCAUGGUCUGCUGAAAACAUAUUAAUAUCAGACACAAGAACAGAAGAGGAUAAAACAGAACCCCCAUCUCCAAAUUCUCCAUCUCCUAUCUCCAGCCCAGAGUCUUCUACCCCCAACCCCAAUUCAUCACCUCCAGAAGACUGGAGAAGCUCUGUCGAGACUCCCCUGUCCCCGGCUGCUGCCCAGGAUGGCAGUUCAGAUUCAGACAAUGAGGUGUCCAAGGUCGUGCAAGUGGUGCAACGUCGUCCGUUUGUAAGCAGACUGGAACAGGAUGAAAAAGAGGACAUUGAGACCAAAGCUGUGGCUACCUCGCCAGAUGGAAGGUAUCUCAAAUUCAACAUUGAAAUAGGGAGAGGGUCAUUCAAGACGGUCUACAAGGGUCUGGACACCGAGACCACGGUGGAGGUGGCAUGGUGCGAGUUACAGACUCGCAAACUGACAAAAAUGGAGAGGCAGCGCUUCAGUGAGGAGGUUGAAAUGCUAAAGGGUCUUCAACAUCCAAACAUUGUGCGCUUUUAUGACUCCUGGAAGUCGACUGUGAAAGGGCACAAAUGCGUCCUCCUGGUCACUGAGCUCAUGACGUCUGGCACUCUCAAAACGUAUCUGAAGCGUUUUAAAGAAAUGAAACCAAAGCUUCUGCAGAGAUGGAGUCGUCAGAUUCUUAAAGGACUUCAUUUCCUGCACACACGCACCCCUCCCAUCAUCCACAGGGACCUGAAGUGUGACAAUAUCUUCAUCACAGGGCCCACAGGAAGUGUGAAGAUUGGUGACCUUGGACUGGCCACACUCAAACGAGCUAGUUUUGCAAAGAGUGUGAUCGGAACCCCAGAAUUCAUGGCUCCAGAAAUGUAUGAGGAGAAGUACGACGAGGCGGUGGAUGUCUACGCAUUUGGCAUGUGCAUCUUGGAGAUGACGACAUCAGAAUACCCAUACUCAGAGUGCCAAAACGCAGCACAGAUUUACCGCAAAGUCACCAGCGGAAUGAAGCCUGACAGUUUCUACAAAGUGAAAGUAUCAGAGUUAAAGGAAAUCAUUGAAGGCUGUAUCCGCAUGAACAAAGAUGAAAGGUAUACCAUCCAAGACUUGCUGGAGCACAGGUUCUUCCAGGAGAAUAAUGGUGUUCACGUCGAAUUGGCCGAGGAAGAUGACAUGGUCAAAUCCGGUCUCAAGCUAUGGCUUCGUAUGGAUGGCACCAAGAAACUCCACGGAAAGUACAAGGACAACAAUGCUAUUGAGUUCCUGUUUGAGCUCUACAAAGAUGUCCCAGAGGAGGUGGCACAGGAGAUGGUAGUUUUGGGUUUUGUAUGUGAGGCGGACUACAAACUGGUUGCCAAGGCGAUGAGAGAUCGCGUGACGGCCAUUAAGCGCCAGCGCGAGAAGCAUCGAAGGCAGGCAGAGGAGCAGCAGCAGCAAAAGAAGGAAAGAAUUAUUGAGGAGGAGUUUGAGCCUCCCUCACCCAAACCCAUUGGUCAGAUGCCUGAGAACCUCACUCCCCCUCCUGUACAGAUUCUGCCCACUACUCCAGUCCCUGAAUCCAUGUGCUCUCCUGUUAUUGCCUCAUCUGAUUCUGGGAUAAAUGGGACUUUUCCACCAGAGGCAGAGGAAACAGAGGCCGACCAGCACUUUCAUAUCCAGCAUACAAGCUGCUCUUCAGCAACCUCUGACUGUGAGACCGAUGGAUAUCUCAGCCCCUCGGGUUUACAAGAUGGCACAGAGAUUUCAAAUGCCAACAUCAUCAGCUCUCCAACUGUCCCCACGCCACAGGCCCCACCCACAGAGGCCAGGUCCAUCCCUACCACACCAAUUCCAGCUUUACGUUUCCCCUCAAGUAUUGCAGUGUCUGCUAACACUGAGAGAGGACCACCAAGCCCUUUCUCCUCACCUGUGGACAGUUAUGCUUCCGAUGUGACCUCAGGCUUAAGUGAUGGUUACGAGGGCCAAUCAGAGAGGGGGAGUAAGCAAGCUGGCAGACGGACAGCAUGCAAACUGUUUAGGAGGAGGUCUCGGUCUCGUCUACGCAUUACAGGGCUGUCUGAUAAAGUUGACCGAGUUGUUGAAUGUCAGCUUCAGACCCAUAAUGAUAAGAUGGUCACCUUCAAAUUUGACCUUGAUGGUGACAACCCUGAAGACAUUGCUGCAGUUAUGGUGCACAAUGAGUUCAUCUUGCCCUCGGAGAAAGAGGGCUUUAUUUACCGCAUCUGUGACAUCAUGAAACGGGCGGAGUCGCUGAUGAAGAAAGAUUCAUCAGGUCAUCAUGAAAGCUUCGGGGUCAAUCGUCCAUCUCAUCAUAAUACCUCCAACUCGCUGUCUAGUUCCCAGCCAAACCUUCACAGUCUGGAACAAACCCAUUCGUCUUCCUCACUACCAGCUGAGUUUGGCAGGGGCGCUGGGGCACUGGCCUCUCCUCCAAGAGUCAGCAGAGACAUUACCUCACCCGCACGCCCACUAUUGCGUUCACAGUCUUUCCAUAAUGCUCCAGGUUCUCCUCAUCCACAUCGUGUCCCGUCAGCUUUGGCCUACGCUCCUGAUCCCAGAAUGCUUAAUUCCAAACUACCUCACGUGCAGCAGUAUAUUCCCUCAUAUAUGAACAAUCCCACACAUUUUACCUUUCCAUACCCACCUCACCCAGGCUCCCCCAAACCUACCCACGCACCUCUAUCCCGCGUGCACAGCAAUCCAACUUACUCCCUCUCCGCUCCAGCAUCUACUUCCGGCUCCCCCGGUCCCUUCAGCUCAGACGUCUCAAGUCCCUUAUCUGACAUGUUGUCCCCCUCUCCCACACCUGCUCACACACCUCCAAUGUGGCCACCUCACACCCAACCCCUGUUUUCCCUGGCCAAUGUGCUUUCGAUGGCCAUGAGCAUGGCGCAUUCGUUUAUGCCCACUUCGAGCCUGGCACAGGCCAUGCCAUCUAUGGUACACACCAUACCCCCAGGCUACCAACCUCAGAUGACCCAACACACACCUCCUCAACCUGGAUAUCCACCGAUGUAUGCAUCCCAGUAUUCCCAGCCUGUACAAGGAGAGGUGCCGUAUACACCAGGGAUGGCUGAGUAUUACCAGACUAUGGAUUCUCAAUUUCGGAAUCAGGAAACUGGGAUAUUACCACCUUCUCGAGUUACUCCUACGUCUACUUCACCCGGUGUCAUUCCCAUUCCUGCUCAGCAGACAGCUUUUACUGUUUCUCAAGAGGGAAUACCGGGAAACGCACAGUAUACACAAGAAACAUACAAGGACUAUUCUUUGCAUCAUGAAUACAGAUCAACUUUUCCCAGGCACUUGCUGGACCAGCGGGCGAGCUCUGGGUCUUCAUCCGGGCUGUCGUCUUCCCCCCAAAACAGCGUAGCAAGCAGAGUAUCGUCAUCCAGUCCUAGAUCACUGUCCCCCCCUGCACCACCAGAGAGUACCACAGUAUUUCAGAGCCAAGAAAUCUCAUUAGCAUCUGAGACAAAGUCUAUUGUGACUGUGGGCCGUUUUCAGGUGUCCCCCAGUAAAGCAGUUCCUGCCCCAGCCAUACAGACAGACAUCGGAAAAACACACAGUAAAACAUCAACCACACCUUCUGCAGAAAAAGACAAUUUCAUCCGGCCACUGGAUCAGCCUUUGUCGACUUUUGCAUCUCAGGAGCAAAAUUGUCCAGCAGAAAAGACUCAAAAUGUCUGUGAAGCACCAUGUGAUUCAUCAGCUUCUGCUAAACAGUCGCAAAGCAAUCGGAAAGAAGAACAAGUUGGACGGGUUGCUCAAGAACAGGGUGAAGAACAAAAUGAUGAGAUCCCUUUAGAUAAGAAACACAAAAGGAAAAAGGUUCGCAGAGUGGAUUGUGGGACAAGUCUGUUGGGGACAUCUGUGGACAGUGGCUUUUCUGUUGCUUUGGACCCAGAAGGAAGGGCGUGGGAUGGCAACACAGGCAGCCCUCCAUAUCCCAGUCCUCUUCACAACCUCUGGACGAACUACACACGAAGCUCCUCCUACCUGAGCAGCGAUGAAUCAGAGAGUGAGGAUGAUGAGAUGUGGGGGGAGCUACAGGAUCUAAGGGAGAAGCAUAUGUGUGAGGUCCAGAGUCUUCAGGCGGUGCAGAAACGAGAGAUAGAGGAACUUUAUGCCAAGAUGGGAAAGGUUCCUCCCCCGUGCAUGGUCUCUCCAGCUGCUAUGCUCUCAAGCCGCCAGCGUCGACUAUCUAAAGGAGGAAACUUCCCUUCAUCACGUCGCAACAGCCUACAGAGAUUGGAUAUUCACCCUUUAACAGGUAUCAUGAGGAAAAAUUCCCUAAGUGGUCACAGUAGCAGUAGUUCCCAGGAGGGUUCACGGCCUACUAAAGGAGUAACGUUUGCUUCUGAUUAUACUAUAAUGUAAGAGUCCUUACCAAAACAACAUCAGACUACCUCACUGAUUUGUGACUGAUCCUGAAACACCUGAGACUGAAGCAAAAUAAUAUCCAUGGAUAAGCAGCCACAGAGGAGAGACUUUCAUUGGUUGGCCACAAUCGCUGUCCUCUCUCACAAUCUUUAGCGCUUGGACUGAGUGCCUGUGUUAGUCUCAGCCAGCCUCUCAUUGAACUCAAUACAGUCAGCACUGUAUCAUACACUGACAUUAUAUACAGUAAUACAGGGAAAACUGGAAGAAUAAACAGAAAAGGUUUCACAGCUGGUAAAAUGUGAUGUACAUUUUCUCAAGCAGAAAUUGCUGUGUGAAGGAUUGACUUAAUCUGCUUUAUUUGUGAAUAGCCAUUUUUUUUGGUGAGACUCUGCUGUAUGUGAUGCUGUUGUCAUGGGAUGAUGCUCAUUUAUGGCUCAGCACUGAAUAUAAUUCUUAACUGUCUUUUUGCACUUUUUAUCAAAAUAUACCCUGGAUAUGCAAACAAUGAGCCCUGAACAUGCAUAUAUCUACAACAAUAAUCCAUUAUUGGAUCAGUCCUGCUGUUUCUGUUCUUUUGCCUGUGUUUGUGCUGUUGAAAUUUCAACACCGACGUGUUUUUGUGACCUUAUCCAAAUCCAACACAAUAAUCACUAUAAACUUAGCAGAUCCGGAUCACAGACUCUUCAAUAUUUCAGUUUUUUCCAUUACCUGUUGCUUGACGUUUUUAGGAUUUCUUUUAUGACAACAACUCAAUGUGAAUUAAAAUAAUAGAUUACAGAUAAAUAUAAAAAAGAAAUAUAUUUUGAGGGUUGGUGGGUUUGAUGUUUAUGGCCCCAAGCUGUAUUUGGAUACUUAAGUCACACUUACAACGUAUGGAGGGUUUUUAUAUUAUACUAAAAUAUCAAUUUAUUUGAAACACUUUUAAAACAAUAGAUAUUAAUCCAUUCAAUUUUUUUACCCUAAGGGUUCGCAAGAGUGCCCUCUUUAUCCAGAUAGUACACACGCACUGACACAAGAAAAACAUGCAAACUCCAAUAGACCUCCUGAACAAUAGAUAUAAAAGAAGACAAUUUCUGGUUGUCAAACGUAAUAAAAACAUGUCUAUAAAUAAUGUGAACUCUGCUAGGGUGACUUAAGAGAAACUGAACUUAUUCACACUAAAAUAAUAUUACCUUGCGAUCAGUUAGGUAGAAGUAGUUACUGUGGGAAGUUAAUGUCACUUUUGAUAUUUAGUUAUUUAAUGCAGAUAUACACUUAGACAUCUCUACAUUUUUAUGUUUGACAUACAUGUCCAGAUACUUUUAGGGGCGAACUGUAUAUAUAUAUUUUGUUUUUUAUGAUUUAUUUUGCCUGCUUUGAGAUUUCUAUUCCUUGAGAUGCAGUACUUAACCUUUAUGUGGCAAAUGUAUAAAAAGCCCAUGCUUAUGUUCAUAUACAUAUAUAUUUUAAGUGUAUUAUUUUGACUAUGACUAUUUUAGAGAUUCAAAAGUUAAAACGCAAGUAUCAGCCAUAUAAAUGAUUAACAAAAAACCUUUCUGAAAAAACAAAACAUGUAUAAAUAUGCACACUGCACUUUGCAUAUGCAUAUGUUUCUGUUGUGAUGGCCUGCCGAUAUACAAACAGUACAGCAAAGACAAUAACAAACAGUUGGUUCCUAAUGUUUACAAAGGGCAGUCCAUUAAAGUUUUGUUUUUAUUAUGGUUAGUAUAAUCAAUGAUCAGUAAAGUAAAACAUUAAUGCUUUAUGCAGUCUGAAAGCAUUCUGUCUGUUGUAUUAUAUAUGGUAGUGUUACAGCUGCAAAUGAACUUAAAUUAUAUUCAGGAGGAAAUGAAAGAUGUAAAACAGAUGGGUAUUUUUAUAUUAAAAGUUGAAUAGGCUUUAGAUUUAGGCAAAUAGAUUUAGAUGGAGUUUUCUGUCAUGACGAUGUCUUGCACCUUUGCAUACAGAUUGUAACAUACUUCUGUCUUAAAGUGUUGAGUUUCACACAUGCAGUACAUAUGCCAGCAGGUUUUGAUUCCCCUAACCUGAGAACAUUCAUUAAUGGCUCAUUUAAAACUGUGAAAUUGUUGCCUUUAUAUAUACACUAUGAACAUACUGCUGAGGAAAGAGUUUUAGUCUUUUAUCGAUGCAAUUUAGAUUGGGGUGUAUGGGACUUCAUGGUGUUGUAAUGAUGGCUACAAUGUGCAUUGAAACACAUUGUGCCUUUUCUCCUAUGAUUAUGUAUCAUGUUCUAAAUCACAUUUGUACAUACAUUCAAUAAAUAUGAAUAAAAUCACUGUUAUUGGUUGAGCAUUUACUUCAAAAUCACAAUAAAGUGCCUUUGAGGCUUAUUAUAAACGUCAUUAUUUUUGAGGAGAUCUUAGAUUGUUUAAAAUACAUGUUGGUAAAGUUCCAGCACUUUUUAUGAAUUAACUACAAGCAAACCACAAUAUAUAAUAUGGACACAUUCAAAGUAAAUCUAACAACUAAGUUAUCUGGUCAAACUUUUAAACAAUACUAACUGGCACUUAUUUGUUUAUAAAGAAAUCAUCCAACUAUAUUUUGUUAACUUGAAACAAUCAUUUUUUUCUGAUAACUGGGUAAACAAGAUGACAAACUGCAAGAAAGUCAUACUCUCCCCUAUUACUGUGUACGAGAUCUACUGUUAUGUGUGUAAGAAAACAUUAAAAUAAUAAGAAAAAAAACUGCACGUUCACCCUGUCAUUUCAAAAUGAUUAAAAUGAGAAAAUGUAAAUGUAGAUACUUUCUGUACACAGCAUAUAAAAAUGGCAAAAAAGAGGGGAUGUGUAACAUCAGCAAAUACCUCAUAAUGACAGGGAGGACAGUAACAUCAGGAACACAUGCAAAAGUAUCAUAACAAAAAAUAACAAAUAAACAAAAUUUCUUGUUUCAUUAAUUAACUUUUAAAGAUUUGAAAAUUAUUUUUUAUUGUGUGUGAUUUUAUACUCACUGUAGUUAAGCGAGCAAU
This is a messenger RNA of Paramisgurnus dabryanus, 7648 nucleotides long. RefSeq names its product WNK lysine deficient protein kinase 4a (gene wnk4a). Gene Ontology annotation, molecular function: ATP binding; protein serine/threonine kinase activity. The record is from RefSeq and is a predicted model, not a curated record. NCBI's taxonomy places the organism in Eukaryota, Metazoa, Chordata, Actinopteri, Cypriniformes, Cobitidae. Gene Ontology annotation, biological process: protein phosphorylation.